Molecule: messenger RNA, 522 nt
Organism: Ustilaginoidea virens
Lineage: Eukaryota; Fungi; Ascomycota; Sordariomycetes; Hypocreales; Clavicipitaceae
Exons: 2
Coding region: 1-522 (173 amino acids)
Biological process (GO): protein-FAD linkage; tricarboxylic acid cycle; mitochondrial electron transport, succinate to ubiquinone
Cellular component (GO): mitochondrion
Source: RefSeq, a predicted model, not a curated record
AUGGCCCUUGCCCGCCCGACCGCCGCGCGCGCCCUCCUCCGCCCGCCGCCCCGCCGCCUCUCGUCAACCCUCGGCGUCGGCGAGCUCCCAGGCGUGCCGUUCCGCGUCGCGCCCCUCCGACGCUCCGGCGAGGACGACCAGACCAAGCGAGCCCGGCUGCUCUACCAGUCCCGCAAACGCGGCACCCUCGAAAGCGACCUCCUCCUCUCCACCUUUGCCGCCGCCCACCUGCCCGACAUGCGCGGCCCCCUCCUCGCCCAGUACGACCGGCUGCUCGACGAAAACGACUGGGACAUAUACUACUGGGCCACGCAGGACGGCGACACCCCCCCGCGCGGGGAUGGCGCGCUCGUGCGGCCCGACCCCCCGGCGGGCGAGUGGGCGCAGACCGUCGGCAACGUCAGGCCGGCGCACCGGCCGGUCCCGGCGCGCUGGCAGGGCAGCCGGAUCCUCGACAUGCUGCGGCGGCACGUGGAGAGCCGCCGGGGCGGGGCGGGCAUGGCGUUUAUGCCGGCCUUGUGA